CACCUGCCUUCGCCCCAACCUCGCCAUGCGGACCCCGAGAGCGCCCCUUCCCCGCCUGGCUCUACUGCGCCUGCUGCUGCUACUGGGGGGCGCCCAUGGUCUCUUCCCUGAGGAGCUACCACCGCUCAGUGUGGCCCCCAAGGACUACCUGAGCCACUAUCCCGUGUUCGUGGGGAGCGGAGCAGGACGCCUGGCCCCUGCAGAGGGCCCCGAUGACCUCAACAUCCAGCGGGUCCUGAGGGUCAACAGGACACUGUUCAUCGGGGACAGGGACAACCUGUACCGGGUGGAGCUGGAGCCCCCCACGUCUUCAGAGCUGCGUUACCAGCGGAAACUCACCUGGCGCUCCAACCCCAGCGACAUCAACGUGUGCAGGAUGAAAGGCAAGCAGGAGGGCGAGUGUCGGAACUUCGUAAAGGUGCUCUUACUUCGAGAUGAAUCCACGCUGUUCGUGUGUGGUUCCAACGCCUUCAACCCUGUGUGCGCCAACUACAGUAUAGACACGCUGCAGCCCCUCGGGGAGAACAUCAGUGGCAUGGCCCGCUGCCCGUACGACCCCAAACAUGCAAAUGUCGCCCUCUUCUCUGAUGGGAUGCUCUUCACGGCCACUGUUACUGACUUCCUAGCCAUCGAUGCAGUCAUCUACCGCAGCCUCGGAGACCGGCCCACCCUGCGCACCGUGAAACAUGACUCCAAGUGGUUCAAAGAACCCUACUUUAUCCACGCGGUAGAAUGGGGCAGCCACGUCUACUUCUUCUUCCGGGAGCUCGCCAUGGAGUUUAACUACCUGGAGAAGGUGGUGGUGUCCCGCGUGGCCCGGGUGUGCAAGAAUGACGUGGGCGGCUCCCCUCGCGUGCUGGAGAAACAGUGGACCUCCUUCCUGAAGGCGAGGCUCAACUGCUCUGUGCCCGGGGACUCCCACUUCUACUUCAACGUGCUGCAGGCCGUCACGGGCGUGGUCAGCCUGGGGGGGCGGCCUGUGGUCCUUGCUGUCUUCUCUACCCCCAGCAACAGCAUCCCUGGCUCGGCCGUCUGCGCCUUUGACAUGACACAGGUGGCUGCUGUGUUCGAAGGCCGUUUCCGUGAGCAGAAGUCCCCGGAGUCCAUCUGGACGCCCGUGCCAGAGGAUCAGGUUCCGCGGCCCCGGCCGGGUUGCUGUGCGGCGCCUGGCAUGCCGUACAAUACCUCCAGCGCCUUCCCCGACGAGAUCCUCAACUUCGUCAAGACCCACCCCCUGAUGGACGAGGCGGUGCCGUCGCUGGGCCACGCGCCCUGGAUCGUGCGGACCUUGAUGCGGCACCAGCUGACGAGAGUGGCUGUGGACGCGGGCGCCGGCCCCUGGGGCAACCAGACAGUGGUGUUCCUGGGGUCGGAGGCAGGCACCGUCCUCAAGUUUCUCGUCUGGCCCAAUGCCAGCGCCCUGGGCACUGGGGGACCCAGCGUCUUCCUGGAGGAGUUCGAGACCUACCGGCCAGACAGGUGUGGACGGCCUAGCGACGAUGAGACAGGGCAGAGGCUGCUGAGCCUGGAGCUGGACACGGCCUCAGGUGGCCUUCUGGCGGCCUUUCCCCGCUGCGUGGUGCGCGUGCCAGUGGCCCGCUGCCAGCAGUACUCGGGGUGCAUGAAGAACUGUAUUGGCAGCCAGGACCCCUACUGCGGGUGGACCCCCGACGGCUCCUGCAUCUUCCUCAGCCCUGGCACCAGAGCCUCCUUUGAACAGGAUGUGUCCGGGGCCAGCACCUCAGGCUUAGGGGACUGCACAGGACUCCUGCGGGCCAGCCUGUCCGAGGAGCGUGCCGGGCUGGUGUCUGUGAACCUGCUGGUGACGUCGUCGGUGGCGGCCUUCGUGGUGGGCGCCGUGGUGUCCGGCUUCAGCGUGGGCUGGUACGUGGGACUCCGAGAGCGACGUGAGCUGGCCCGCCGCAAGGACAAGGAGGCCAUCCUGGCCCACGGGGGCGGCGAGUCUGUGCUGAGCGUGAGCCGGCUGGGCGAGCGCCGGGCAGGGGGCCCCGGGAACGUGCUCUGGGGCUUCCAGAAGGCCCGGGAGCCUCCGAGGUGCCGGUUAGGAGUUUGUUGGGGAGACGGGAGGGGUUUUCAGGUAGGGGUGCCGGGAGGCCUGCCCAGAAGUCAUAUUGGCGGCAGCUGCCCGAAGGGCUCAGGGGCCGGGGGAAGGCCGAGGUGGGGGGCCCCUGUAAAUAUGGCCCCAGGGUGGUCAGAGGGUCCCACGACACCCGUCCUUUUGUGACCUCCCCUUGACCUCAGCUGACCAUGCAUGCCACGUGGCCAGCUGAGUCCUGGACCUCUCUGGAGUUUGCCUCCCCCACCCGCUCCCCAUCAAUAAAACUGUUUACAAC
Messenger RNA from Condylura cristata (star-nosed mole), 2354 nucleotides. RefSeq names its product sema domain, transmembrane domain (TM), and cytoplasmic domain, (semaphorin) 6B (gene SEMA6B). Gene Ontology annotation, biological process: negative chemotaxis; positive regulation of cell migration; neural crest cell migration. Gene Ontology annotation, molecular function: chemorepellent activity; semaphorin receptor binding. Lineage: Eukaryota; Metazoa; Chordata; Mammalia; Eulipotyphla; Talpidae. The transcript is spliced from 18 exons. Bases 26 to 2245 code for a protein of 739 amino acids. The record is from RefSeq and is a predicted model, not a curated record.